Messenger RNA from Ruditapes philippinarum (Manila clam), 2044 nucleotides. RefSeq lists its product as uncharacterized. NCBI's taxonomy places the organism in Eukaryota, Metazoa, Mollusca, Bivalvia, Venerida, Veneridae. Bases 1227 to 1973 code for a protein of 248 amino acids. The transcript is spliced from 2 exons. The record is from RefSeq and is a predicted model, not a curated record. Gene Ontology annotation, molecular function: nucleic acid binding.
CAUAUUGAGGUUACUUUCUACAAAUCACAGGUAAUCCUGGCAUAAAUUUAUUAAAUAUUUUCUAAGUUCUUAGUUUGAAGUCCUAAUUCUUCUGUCUUUCAUUUUUUCAUUGAAUACCAUUAUUGUAUUGGCAAUGGAACACAAUGCCCUGGACAAAUAUUAAGCAUGAAUAGACUCUUACAGUGAGAGUCGUUUUAGAUAAAAUUCAUUUAUACAACAGUGAAUCAUACAUAGUCAUUAUACAUGUACCAAUGAAAAAUAACCAUGUUUUAACCCAAUAAAAUUUUAUAGUAAAAUCUAAGACAAAUUAAGUCCAGGUUAAAACAUGACUGUAACUUAAAUAGAAAGGAAAGAGGAUAUUUAGUAAUAGAAAGAGCCCCGAAGCACGAGGUUAUCUGAUUUGUACGAAGGGGCGUAGCCCCCGAGUAUUAUAAUCAUACUGCUGAGUGUUUUUGGUGUUCUUUCUCUUUUGUAUCAUAGUCAAACAUAAAAACACGUUCCCUGUCGUCACAAUAUAAAACCCCGGCAAAAAUGAACCAAUGAACGAGCAUCUGAAUAUGAUAUUUCUGUCGCUUUCCCUUUCUCUGCCGUCACAAUAUGUAAACCCAAGCAAAAAUGAGCCAAUCAAUGGGCAUGCUCUGGAGUGCGGGUAACUUAUACCCGCACUCCAGUUAACGCACUGUGCAUGUAUAUGUAUACGAUUUAACCCUGACACAUUUGCAACAGAAAGGUCUCCAAACUAUGAUACAAUAAUAGUUUAUACAAAGUGUAAUGUUCUGAAAAUAUAGGUUUCAAUAAAAUAUUUUCAAGUAAAUCUAAAAACAAGUAAUAAUUUCUGUAUUGAACUUUUGAGAGAAAUAUUGUCACAGAAGACUUUGUGACAAUUGUGAGAGAAAAAAUCUGGUUUCAUGCAAAAUUAUCGAUUGAUCUUUCCACACUUUCAGUGACCGCCAAAUCAAGAGGCGGAUGAAGGUUCUAAAUCUGAGGCGGCGCAGGGCGGAAAGUCCGGUAGAAGAUAUAAUUUCUGCUCUUCAUACAGAAGUUGAGAAGAGUGGUCAUUCAGCUGGCAUUGAUAUGUUAAGGAGACGAUUAUUUCUAAAUUUCAAGAUAAUUGCUAAAAGGUCAACAGUCAGAGAUGUAAUUGAUCUACUGGUACCAGGGUCACUUGCAAACCGAAGAAAGGGGCGUUUAAUGAGAAGGAUCAAAACCCAGGACCCAAUUAUUUGAUGCAUGUCGAUCAGUACGAUAAACAUGCUAAAUAUGGCUUCUUUAUCCAUGGUGCCAUUGAUGGUUUUAGUAGAAAGAUUAUGUGGUUGCAUUUGGGAAAUACUAACAGAGAUGGUGCAACAGUCCUGCAUUUUUACUUGAAGUGUGCUCUGUCUAUUGGAGGUAUACCAAAAUUUGUGCGGGUCGAUGGUGGGACAGAAAAUAGACUGAUGCUUCAAGUCCAUUCAAUUCUCAGGAAAACUGAACCUGAUCAUAAACCAUAUUUCGUUGGACGUUCUGUUCACAAUCAGAGAAUUGAAAGGUGGUGGCAAUUCCUAAGAACACAUUUUACACAGUUCUGGAUGGAGGUUUUCACAGAGAUGGUAAACCUACAAAUUUAUGAUUCAUCUAAUGAAUUACAUUAUCAGCUGUUGCAGUUCUGUUUUACUCCUGUCUUAAGGAACAACAUAAAAGAUAUUGUUGAAUACUGGAAUGGUCAUAAAGUUAGGAAAGUUUCCAAUUCCCAAUGUCCUGCUGGUGUUCCAGAAAUACUUUUCACUGUGCCGGAAGUAUAUGGCAAAUCUGAUUACAGACAACCAGUUGAGUCAGAUCUGUUACUUUUCACUAACAGUAUUCUUGGAAAACCACUGAAUGAAUAUAGUUGCAGUGAUGCCUAUGCAGAUAUAUGUUUACAUUUGAUGGCUGACAUGUCAUUGAGAAUGCCCUAUAAUGUGUUUGAAGCUGUAGAUCUUUUUGUGCAGCUUUAGUCAGUGAUUGGUGCUUAAAUAAACAGUUGAUUAGUGAGUUAUUGCAUAAAGAUUGAAAAAUAAAAAAACUU